Messenger RNA from Schistosoma rodhaini, 9554 nucleotides. Lineage: Eukaryota; Metazoa; Platyhelminthes; Trematoda; Strigeidida; Schistosomatidae. The record is from the annotation of a GenBank genome assembly.
CAAACUUAUCGCUAACCUAGAAAAAGGUUAUGCAGAUUCCGCUCUACUCGCAAAAAAGUGUUGUUCCCUCGUGUUGGGACGUUAAGAGCUAGUCAACUUAUGAUGCUAUUUUCAAUUAACUGAAUGUCAUGCACAUCGAAUAAUUGCAUAUUUCACAUUAGUUUGGAGUUAUAUUUAAAGCUUUGAAUUAAAAAAACUAUGUUAAGCUCCACCGCUUCUGAUAAUUUAGCCUGUACUGAUGAAGUCAAAGUUUAUGAAGAUGAAGGGGAAGAAGAAGAACAGCAGAAAUCUUCGGAAAACCUCACGGAAGAUAAAGUUAGAUUGGUUAUCGAGAGCGAAACCCAAAUACCAAAACUAUUUGAUUUAUUCGGGAAGAAUGGUGGAGCCUCAUCAUUAUUUAAAAUGCCAUUUCCAACUGAUCCUCGAUUGGCCAGUUAUUUUCUACCUGGUUAUCCUGCUGCAAUCGCGGCUGCUAUGGCAGCUGUAAAUGCUGCCUCUUAUUCAUUAUCAUCUUCACCAUGUUUAACAACAUGUUCACCAUCAUCGUCAACAUCAUCUUCGUUAUCAUCCAUGACUAAAUCAACUUCUUCAAUAUGGAAUAUGAAUCCUGCUGCUGUUGUCGCAGCGGCUGCUGCUGCGGGGACAGCAUCUUCUUUCUGGUCAAGUGGUGGAGGCGGUGGUAGUGGUUCAUCGUCUACUUCUUCUGGUUAUGCAAGUUCUGAAGGUAGUGGAGGUAGUAGUGGUACUAAUGGUUCAAAUUGGUUACAUCAUUCAGCAAUAUCACCAGGUAGUAAUAGUAGCAUAGGUGGCAAUGGAAGCGGGAGUUGUGGUAGUGGUUUUAAUUUCUUACAAUAUCCUUAUCCUCGUCAGCAUAAUUUAUUUAACCAGAAACAUUAUCUACGAUCAUCAAAUGAUGGUGAUGAUUUACUUUCAUGUAUAAGAAGAGAAUCACCAAGCCUUGAUCGAUCAGUAUAUUUUUCAAAUAACAAUAAUAAUAAUAAUAACACUAAUUUUUCAUAUACGGAAAAUCAUCCUAUUGACUAUAAUAUAUCUGGUCAAAUGUCGAGAUUUUCUAAUUUAUACAAUGAUCCUGUCAGGAAUUCAGCAAAUUUGACUACUCAGUUCCCAUCAUGUGUUCCUAAUCCGUUCGGAUUUAUACCAUUUUAUGAUUCAUUCAGAUGUGGUGCAGCGGCGGCUGCUGCGGCAGCCGCCGCUGCCGCGGCCGCAGCAGCAGCUUUUUCUCAAAAAUCUCCACAUGAAACAACAGUUCAACAUAAUGAUGACAUUUUAAAAUUUGGUUCAAAAUAUCCAACAAACAGUCGAAAUCAUACUACAAUGGGUAAUUUUGAUUUAAGUUUAGAAAAUUGCAAAAACUAUAUGAACUCAAUUGAAACUAGGAAUGAUAAUGUCUGUACUACUAAUAUACCUGGUGUUUCUACUACUUCUGUUAAUACCGCUACUUGUAUAAAUGAGAAUAAAUUCAAUAAACUAUCAUUAUCAUCAUCAUCACUAUACACAAAUACUUAUCAGACACAUCCUUCAUUAUCAUAUAAUCAGCAAUGUCUUCGUCAGUCAAAAGAUUUUACCUCUAAUAAUAUGAAUAUGUUAAAUUAUCCACGUGACAUAGAAUCAACAGUUGGACUUUCAGUACGAGAACAUAGUCGAUCACCAUUGCCAACAUCUCGUUAUCAUUCGUUUGACAAUCCAAUCGAUCCACCUAAACUCUUAAAUACAUUACACGCUAGUCGCUUAUUAGAAGGAUCUGGACAAAUAUCUUCAUCAUCAUCACCACCAUCAUUAUCACUACCUAAUGGAUCUAUUCAACAUGAUUCAUCUCCUUCAACAUCGUCGAAUUUCUAUGCUGUUGCAGCCUGUGCAGCGGCGGCAGUUGUAGCCGCAGCAGUAGCAUCUUGGAGUGGUACAGGUUCACCAAAAACAUCCAAUAAAUCUCAGCAAUAUUUCACAUCCUCUAAUAGUCAUCAAAGUUCACCAUGUCCUUCUCUUAGUAAUAAUAAUAAUACAUUGUUUCCAUUAAGUCCAUCCGGAUCAAUUAAUAAAUCAGCUCUUUUCAAUCAUUUACAAUCGGUGAAAUCACCAAAUAGUAUUGGCGGUAUGGUACCAUCACCGAAAGCAAAUAGUAGCAUUCUAACUACUUCAUCAUUAUCUCCAGCUGGAUUAUAUCAUAGAUGUGAAAAUAACAAUAAUAAUACAAGUAAUAAUAAUAACCACAGUAGUAGUCGAGCGUCUACUUCAACUAAUUCUACCGCUGCUAGUCCUUAUUCUCCUAGUAUGUUUGCUGCAGCCGCAGCCGCUGCACACAUGCAGUUAUUAUCCGCCGCAGCAGCUGCCGCUACAUUCAAUUCAAAUUUGUCAUCAUCAUCGUCAUCGUCUUCAGUACAUACAGCUCCAUCUACACCAUGUAUAACAACUUCAUUAAAUAAUGAAUUCACAUUUGAAGAUUCUAUCAGAGAAAUGAAAUCAGUAUCAACAUCAUCAUCAUCGUCAGUUAUUUCUUUAUCAGAUUUAUCACCAACUGUACAAUUCGGUUCUUUGUCGACAUCUUCGUUAUCAUCAAUUCAAAAUAGAGAUAAUAACAGUAAUAUUAAUAAUGGUAAUGAUAAUAAUAAUUCAACAUCAAACAGUCUUUGGAGACGUCAACAAACUGCAGCAGCGGUAGUAGCCGCUGUAGCUGCGAGUGCUAUGAUUGGUAAUUCAACAUCUUCAACAUUAUCAUCUGUUUCUGCUGUUGCUAGAGGUGAUAAUGAUGGUGUUAGUGGUCGUGGGGGAGUAGGAAGAAGAAGAAGAAACUCUAAUAUACUUAAUACAUUAGAUCGAACUAAUUCUCCCGGACUAUGGUCCAGUCGAAAUCAUCUAUUUAGUUCAAGAUCUCGUGAUCGUCGAAGUUUUGAUUUUGCAAAAGCUUUAACAAAAUCAGGGAUUACUAGCAUUAAUAACAAUAAUAAUGAUGAUGUAGUGAUUAAUGAAGAAUCAUCUCUAGAUAAUUGUAAAGAAAGCCUGAAGAAAAAAAUGACUACCAAUCUUAUAUCAUCAUCAUCAUCAACGACAUGUUUAUCAAAAGGUAUACAUAUUAAGAAACCAUUAAAUGCUUUUAUGCUAUUUAUGAAAGAAAUGCGUUCACGUGUACAAGAAGAAUGUACUUUGAAAGAAUCUGCUGCAAUUAAUCAAGUAUUAGGUAAAAAAUGGCAUGAAUUAACUAGAGAAGAACAAACUAAAUAUUAUGAAAUGGCUAGACAUGAAAAAGAAUUACAUCAACAAUUAUAUCCAAAUUGGUCAGCACGUGAUAAUUAUGCAUAUCAUGCUAGACGUCGUAAACGUCGACGAAAAUUAUUUCAUAAACAUGGUUUACAUAUACGUGGAACACGUCAUAUAAAUAAAUCAAUAAUUAAUACACGUUCAUAUGAAAAAUCAUCAUUAUUAUUAUUGAAUAAUUCAACUGUUAUGAUGGAUAAAUCUAAAGUAAACACUUCAUUAGAUAAAUGGAAUGGUUAUAAAUCAUUUCCAUUGGAUAUUGAUAAUAAUCAACAGAAAUAUAAUUCAUGUAUUUCUGAUCAUUCUUUAAAUAAUAAAACUCAUUCAAAUGAUUCAUUAUCUUCAAUGAUAAUAAAUAGUUCAAAAAUACAAACAGAUCAUUUAUCAGAUGAUGUUGUUAAUCAUCAUCGCCAUCAUCAUCAUCAUCAUAGUAGUAGUAGUGGUAGUAAAUGUUCUUCUCCACAUCCUCCAUCUAUACUUCCUGUUACUACUAUUUCAGAAUUUUCUUCUAAUCAUCAACAAAACCCUAUGACAUCAAAUUCAUCAUUAUGUAGAAAACAAAAUCAGUCAUUUACUAUGACAGCACCAUCUAUCUCAUCACCGACAUCAUCAUCAUCAUUGACAUCUAUCACAUCCUCAUCAUCUUCGUUGUUAUCAUCAUCAUCAUUAACACUACCUAAACAAAUUACUUCUAAUCUUACUAAACUAGAUUCUAUUGCAACUUUAAAAAAAGAAGAUAGUUGUAAUUUCUUAGGUGAAGUUAGACAACAUGUUAAAUCAAUGAAUGUCAAUUCUAUCGAUUAUAAAACAUUUAUGAAUACUGUUGUUAAUGAUGAAAACAAUAAUAAUGUUAAGAAUAAUCGAUAUGUUGCUGAUUACUGUGUAAAGAAUGAUUUCAAUGAAUCCAAGACAACAAUCAAUAAUAAUGAUCAUCAAGAUCGUUCCAAUAUUGACAUAGGUUAUCGUCUAUCCCCUAAUGUCCCCAUAGUUACCAAUAAUACUAGUGGUGCUAAUAAUGAAUUAGAUAAAUUUCGAACUAUACGUGAUUUGAAUAUGAAAUCUAAACUUAAUUUCAAUUCAAAUAAUAUGAUUACAUCUUUAACUGCUAGUGUGGUAACCACAUCUAACAUCAAUACUACAUCGUCUAUUUCAUCAACAACUACAUUCUAUACUCGAAAUCGUGAAUUAAAUAAAUUAUAUAAUGAAUCUAUGAACUUAAUUCCAAAUGAUUAUGCUUAUCAUACUACUAAUAAUAAUAGUAAUCAUGAUGUAUCAAAUUUAUUUCAACAUUCCACAGGUUAUCCAUUUUUACAUUCUGAUCUAAAUGUUAAACGUGAUGAUACAUCAUCUGUAUUCUAUCCUUCUUCUCUAUCAUCAAUACAUCAUGAUAACAAAUCAAUACAUUCUAAAAAUAAUUCAUUUUUAUCUCCUAGAUUCACUGGAAUGAUUAAUUUGUCAUCAUCAUCAUUAUCGUCAUCAGUAGACAAUGAAAAUAGACAUUCAUCACAUUCAAUAAUGCCGACUGGUUAUCAGUCCGGUUAUAGAUAUACUUCUCAUUUAGACCAUUUACCUUAUUCAUCAAUGUCUUCUAAUCAUUUUCCAACUUUUCCCGGUUCAUUACCUUCACAUUUGAUGUCUACUUUCAGUUUUAAUGGAGGUGGUGGUAGUAAUAAACAUCAUAAUUCAUCAAGAUGUAUGACUGAUCUAUUACCAUCAUCAUCGACAUCAGAUAGCCAUGUCAAAACAAUUACAAAAAAUAAUCAUUCAUCUCAUUCAAAUGUGUCAACUACUGUGGCGGCAGUAGCUGCCGCUGCAGCAACGGUAGCUAUGACUGCAAGUGAACUGUCCGGUGGGAAUUUAAAAAAAUGUCGUGCUAGAUUUGGUUUGGAACAUCAGAAUAUGUGGUGUAAACCAUGUCGUCGUAAGAAAAAGUGUAUACGUUUUAUUUCGGAAGCGGAUCCAGAAGAAUUUUCUAAUGGAAUAUCAGCGUCACAACAACCACAAACAGGAACUCAUCAUCUUGCUAGGCAAAGAUUAGCUAAUUUUAUAGAUCCGUUUAUACGCCCUGGACAUUCAUCUCAGUCAAAUAUUUCUGGCCAAUCAUCGAAAUUUCAUACAUUUCCUUCAAGCUUCUUAUGUCCAUCAAUAAAUCCUAAUAACAAUGUAACAAAUGAACGUACAUUAACAUCAUCAUCAUUAGCUGAUUUCAGUUUACGCUUAAAUCAACCACAUCAUGCAAUUCCAGGCUGUUAUACAGGUAAAUCUUCUGCAUUUAUCAGUCCUUCACUUUCAUCUCGUUCAAAUCAUCCAAUGUUAGAUUUAUCAACAUCAUCGUUUCCAUUGAAAAACUCAUAUCAUCAUUUGAAUAAUUCAAUAACUGAAGAGUUAAAUUUUAAGUUGACAUCUUCAUCAUCACCACGGACACCAUCAUCGUUAUCAUCGUCAUCAUCAUCAUCAGUGUUGUUUUCACCAUCUUCUCGAUUAAAUUCAUAUACCAUUGGUCAGUGUUUAUCCAAUUGUAAUGAAUCUAGAAUACCGACCACCUCUAACAACAACAACAACAACAAUACUGAAUAUACUUUUAAUAAACCGAAUUCAAUGGACUUGUGGAAUAAUAAUAAUAAUGUUAAUGGUAUGAAUACAUUUUAUCCUAAUUGGUCUCAAGAUUCAUCAGCUUUCAAAUUAUCUACAACAUCAUCAUGUGUUAAUGUUUCAACAAUCAGUAUGACCACAUCAUCAUCAUCACUUUGUUCCCAGUUGAAUACACACAAUCUAAUUGAUUCCGCUAGUCGAUCAAAUAAUCAUAAUGAGUUACGUGAAUCAAAUCAAUCUGAUAAAUAUAAUAUCAAUACUAAUACUACUAAUACCACCACCACUACUACUAGUAUCACAGGUAAUAGAAAUCAUUUUAAUUCAAACCAAUCUAAAUUGUCAUUUAAUGAGGCUAAUCGGUUUGUUAAUCAAUCAUUGUCAUCACUAACAGACAAUUCAAUUUCUCCAAAAGUAAACUCGAUCAAUUUACAAAAUGAUUCAAAUUGUUCAAUACCUUGUUCUAAUGUAGUGUCAUUUGCCCUCUCCUCCUCUCUAACCCCUUCAAAUUUAGAAAUAUCUAAUACAAAGCCAAUUAAUAUGAAUUCGUUUAUUGGUACUCAUUCACUAGAAUGUUCUUCUUCUUCUUCUUCCUCAUCGUCGUCGUCAUUGUCCAAAACGUUACCAUCUACAGUAUUAUCUUUAUCAUCACCAAUAAAAACUAUAUCCGAUGAAUAUUCAGAAAAGAAUCUCAAUGAACCACCGCCAUCUAAACGAAUUUGUUGUAAUUCACCAGUAUCUUUAAUGAAGUCAUCUAAUGUUGAAUCUGUAGUGUGUUGUGUAUCAAGUCCACUUGUUUCUAUGAAUAACGAUGUCAUCAAUUGUACUAAUAUAAAUACUUUAGAAAGUUCUGUAUCCGAUUCUACUACUACGACUAAUAAGACUACUACUGCCAUUGCCGCUGUUAAAACUAUCGUAACAACAAGUUGUAAAUAUACAGAAUCGGUUCGAUUCGGUGUAGCUGAUUUUAUGGGAUUAAAUGACAAUAAUAAUCAUAAUAAUGAUAAUGUUGAUAUUAUUUCAGUUGUGGAUAACAUCAGUCAUGAUUGUCUUUAGUUAUCCUUCACUUUGUAAUUAUAUGUUAAUAAGUAAACUUACGCUAUGAAUAAAACAGUUCGAUCAACAACAACACGAACACCAACAUACACACACACGGACGAAUUCCACAUGGAUUAUGAUAAUGAUAGCCAUGUUGAUUGUAUUUUUCAUAGUUGCUUUUUUUACCACUUCUUUUCACUAUACACUAUCUCCCUAUUCUUUAAUUGAUAUGUAUGUAUGUGUGUAAAUUUCUUAUGUACUGAUGAUGGUGAUCUCUUCGAGAUAAAUUCACUAUGAUCCAAAUUAUUCUAAUGUUUCCUUCUUUUUUCAAUGCCUAUCAUUUAACAUCAUCACCAUCGUCGUCAUCAUCAUCAUUGUUGUCAUUACUUUAUCUCUCUUCACUGUCAUCUUGAUCCAGGACGUACAUUAUAUACAAAGAUUACAGAAGAAGUACUAAUUUAUUCUAUUAGUUUACUAUGAAUGAUUAUUUUACUUUAUCAUGAUUCAUGUAUAAAUUUCUUUUUUAUAUUCCAUGAUAUCGGUUUACAUUCUUUCCAGUAUAGAGUUAAGAAUACAAAUAUUGAUUCAUUCACUUACUUGAUGAUGUUCAGCUUAUCUUCUUCUUCUUCUUCUUGGCGUUUGUUCCCCUUCCGCUUCUUUCAACUUUUCCGUGGUGUUUUUUUCCCUCUCUUUAUUUAAGAAACUAUAAGUCUCUGACUAUCUCUGUAAGUUUUAUACGGAACAACUUAUCAUUUUACAUAACUGUAUGUUGUUCAAUAAAAAAGAACCCAACUAACUAACAAAUCAAUCAACGAUUCAUGAAACAGUUUAGUGCAUAAAAUAAUAAACUAACCGAUGCAUAAGUCACAAAGUGAACCUUUUUUCAAUCUAUACUUCUUUGAAUGGCAGCUUUAUUCUCAUGUUUGGUGUAUCUUAUAUUUUUUUGUUCCUAUUAUUUUUAUUUAUUAUGCAUGUGUUUAUAUAAAGGGGUAUGAAUACUUUGUUUCUAUGUCGUUUCUACUUGAAACAAAUGAAUGUUGUUGUUCGGUUUUAUGACUAUCUUAAAAGUGUACACCCCUUCCCUUGUGAUUACACUCUCCCUCUCUUUAUGUGUGUAGGUGUAUUUUAUUUGAACAAACCAAAUAUUGUAUAAAUUGUAUCAUAUUAGUAAUAUUUAUUAUUGCAUAUAUUGCUUACUUGUAACCAUAUUGAUAGUAGUCAUUUGAUUACAACAACAACAACAACAAAAAGAAGAGAAAAAAACUAUUAUCCCUUUUCUACCUGUCUUGAGUUUUUUUCUUUUUUUUUCUACAUCAACGUUUUCAUAUUAUUCCCUGUGUACCUGUAUGUUUAUGUAGGUACAUGUGAGUUGUCAUCAUAAUUUCUUUCAUUUUCCUCACCACCCUUAUCACUAUCACCAUCGAUACAACUUUGUAUUUCUCUUCUUCAAAUCUUUAUAUUUACUGUAUUUAUCUAUGAAAUAUUCUAGUUUAUUUGUUAUAUGAAUGUAUGAAUUAGUUAGUUAGAAAUCCUUACGAUCAUCAUCAUCAUCAUCAUUGACAGUUACAUCAUGAUUCACCUGGUCAACUCGUUGAAUCAUGUCUUCAUUUACUGACUGAAAAAGAGAAAUUUCAAACAGAAAAAACAAUGAGGUAAAGGAGCUUUUUCUAAAAUUAUAAUAAUGAUAAUGAUAAUAACUGUUAUGAAUUCCACUUAAACCACUAUAAUGCAUUCAUAUUACUGAUAGUUAGAGUAUCUGUAAUAGCAUUAAUAUUACUAGGAUAGUCAUGUUGUUUUUCAUUACAUAUCUAUCGAACUUACACACACACACACAUACACAAACAUCAUCAUCACCAACUUAAUUUGAUUAUUUAUUUUUCUCAUUUCUUUCAUUAUUCAUGAUAAUGAGGAUGAUGAGGAUGAUGAUGAUGAUGACGGUGAUGAUCUUUCCAUCAUAUCUUCAUGACCAAUAAUCAAGUUCACUUUUGAUGAUACAGAUGAUAAAGAUACAUAUAUAUGAACUAUAUAAUGCAUUUGUUGUUUUCUUAUUGUUAUUGUUCUUCUUAUUCAUAAGGUUUUCCAGGAAGUAAAAAAAACCGUAAUUCUCAAAUACUUCCUUGAUUUUCUUUGCAUCUUUGUCGGUUGGAGAGUCAUUCAUAUUCACAGUAUAUAUACACACACACACUCUCUCUUACACACACACAUUGUCUGUUUAUGACAUUCAUUUGUAUACAUACACUCAUAGCAUUCAAUGUGUGUAUUAUGUUUCAUGAUAUUAGAAUGUAAUAACUUGUGAGAAGGUGGACCAAUGAGUGUUUUUAUUCAUUGUUGAUCUUAUUUUUUAUCCUUCUAAGACAAUACUACUAUAUACUACUCUCACUACUGAUAAUAGUAGUAAAUAAGCAGCAACAGCGACUUUGAUCAUUAUAUAUAUAUAUAUCCCCCCGGAAAACAGGGUCAUUACAUUUUACGUACAGUGCAUAUACUUCAAUAAUUCUUACUAUUUUUUUCUCCUUCGAAUUACAUUUUGUUUUUGACUUUUCUUCUUGAUGUUUAUCUCUUCCUGUGUGUUUUUACCCCAGUCUUUGUCAAGUAUGUAUGUAUAAUGGAGGUUCCAGAUAUAUAUAUUGAUAAUAAUAAUAAUAAUAAUGUUAAUU